GAGCAGCGAGUUCCAAGCAGUCAACGCUCUGCUCUCAGCACCUCCGCAGGUCUAGCUCUUAUCACAGUGCGUCCCCGAUCGGCAGUUGGAUUUUCCACUUCUGUUUUGCUGUAUCUGUAUCUGUAUCUGUGCCAACAAACAAUAACAAUCCAAGAUGGAUCACGACCACGAUCACGGAUCUGACGACUCCACCAGCACGGAGAAAUCCUGCCCCAUGAUCAUGGUGUUCCAUGGCGGACACUGCGAACGGAUUUUGUGGCGAGGCUGGGUGGCUUCCACGGUGUGGGAGUUCGUCCUUUCCGCGCUGGCCAUCUUCCUGGUGUCCUUCCUGUACGAGGCCCUCAAGUUCCUGCGCCAGCAGCUUGCUCGCCGGGAAGCCCGCAAGGAGAGCGAGCGACUGGCGGCGGAGCAGCGCAGGAAAGCCGAGACGCCAUCGACCGGAGGAUGCUGCUCGGAAACCCCACUGGCGGAGCCCAGGGAGCAGACUUACUGGCAGCUCCUGUUCGCCUCGUCGCACAUCCUGCAGUCGCUGCUCAACCUGCUGCAGAUCGUCAUCUCGUACCUGCUCAUGCUGAUCUUCAUGACCUUCAACUACUGGCUCUGCCUGGCCGUCAUCCUGGGACUGGGUCUGGGCUACUUCUUCUUCGGGUGGAACAAGAAGAAUCCGGACGAGAGCGAGUGCUGUCCCUAAGAGCAGGAUGUUCCAUCGUUAUUGUUAAGCCCCACAGCCCUUGUCAGUUUUGGCUCACGCACAUCAGACAGUCCCGUCCCCAAAGUAACCACAGAAAUUGUCUAAAAAUACAAUUUAUUCGAUAGUUACACUUGGUUUAAUCGUAAUUGAUGUAAUCGUAGCAUAAAUUAGUCAACUAGUUUACUUAGUGAGCAUAUUGUACAAAUAGUAGUUAUGAGAACAAGAACCUAUACAAUCGAUUAACGUACCACUCAAUACUUUCCAUUUAACAAUAAAGGUUUAUUUCGUAACUUAA
Messenger RNA from Drosophila ficusphila, 986 nucleotides. RefSeq names its product high affinity copper uptake protein 1 (gene Ctr1B). The transcript has 2 exons. NCBI's taxonomy places the organism in Eukaryota, Metazoa, Arthropoda, Insecta, Diptera, Drosophilidae. Gene Ontology annotation, molecular function: copper ion transmembrane transporter activity. The record is from RefSeq and is a predicted model, not a curated record. The coding region runs from base 155 to 691 and encodes 178 amino acids. Gene Ontology annotation, biological process: copper ion transmembrane transport. Gene Ontology annotation, cellular component: membrane.